AUGCUCGUCUUCACAUCCCCCGAAGUGGCCAACCGUGGCUUCGAGCUUUCGCUCGCCCGCCAUGCCCGCAAGCCCAACACCUUCCUCGUCGUCUUCUCUCGCGCAUACGGCAUGGCCUCCUCCCGCACCUACGCCGUCCUCAACGUCUCCACUCCAGCCGCCGCCCCCGCCUCUCUCUCCCCCCAAGGCCGUCCUCUGAUCUGGCUCGACAGCGACCUCGACCGCGACCCGCGCAACCUCGGCCCCUCCAAAGGCGUCCUCGCCGCCCUCCUCGCCGCCGAGCCCCCCGUCGUGCGCGCCACCGGCCGCACGCAGCGCAUGCACGCCGCCGAGGGCGGCGAGCGCGACGCGCACGAGGUCGAGGUCCUGCUCGCCGGCGACCAGCUCGCGCGCUGCUGCUGGUACUGCGGCGCGAGCGAGCUCAACGACGACGUGCGGGAGGGCCGCCGCUUCGAGCGCUGCCCCGGCUCCGCGGACGGCGCCGAGAGCUCGUACCGGUGCCCCACGUGUGCAGAGAAGCCGGCCCUCUCGAGGUGGAUCUCCAGCCUGCUCUCGCCCCCGGCGUGA
Epithele typhae is the source of this 567-nucleotide messenger RNA. RefSeq lists its product as uncharacterized. The transcript is spliced from 2 exons. The coding region runs from base 1 to 567 and encodes 188 amino acids. The record is from RefSeq and is a predicted model, not a curated record. NCBI's taxonomy places the organism in Eukaryota, Fungi, Basidiomycota, Agaricomycetes, Polyporales, Epitheliaceae.